Prosopis cineraria is the source of this 948-nucleotide messenger RNA. RefSeq names its product 60S ribosomal protein L12-like. The transcript is spliced from 2 exons. NCBI's taxonomy places the organism in Eukaryota, Viridiplantae, Streptophyta, Magnoliopsida, Fabales, Fabaceae. Gene Ontology annotation, molecular function: structural constituent of ribosome; large ribosomal subunit rRNA binding. The coding region runs from base 101 to 601 and encodes 166 amino acids. Gene Ontology annotation, biological process: translation. The record is from RefSeq and is a predicted model, not a curated record. Gene Ontology annotation, cellular component: cytosolic large ribosomal subunit; ribosome.
AACUUGCUAGUGAGGUUCUUUUCUUCUGCCUAAACCGCACUGCACCUGCAAACCCCUAAGUUCAUCCAAAACCGCUGUCGACUUCGCUGCCGCCACUGAAAUGCCUCCGAAGUUCGAUCCUUCCCAGGUCGUGGACGUUUAUGUCCGAGUUACAGGCGGCGAGGUUGGUGCGGCGAGUUCACUGGCUCCGAAGAUCGGUCCGCUUGGUCUUUCUCCCAAGAAGAUCGGUGAAGACAUAGCCAAGGAGACCGCGAAAGACUGGAAGGGUCUCCGAGUCACAGUAAAGCUAACCGUUCAGAACCGUCAAGCCAAGGUGUCGGUGGUGCCGUCCGCCGCUGCUCUGGUUAUUAAGGCCCUGAAGGAGCCCGAAAGGGACCGUAAGAAAACAAAGAACAUCAAGCACAACGGCAACAUCUCACUCGACGACGUCAUCGAGAUUGCCAACAUCAUGCGGCCCAGGUCCAUGGCCAAGGAUUUGAGUGGAACCGUUAAGGAGAUUCUUGGAACCUGCGUUUCUGUUGGAUGUACUGUGGACGGCAAGGACCCUAAGGAUCUGCAGCAGGAGAUAACCGAUGGGGACGUUGAAAUCCCUCUCGAUUGAUCAAAUUCCAGGAUAAAAGAGGAAAAAGAGAGGCCAUGCUGCUGAAUGAUAGGAUGUAACAUUUUAGCAUCAAAAGCUUAAUCUUAAUCUCUGGUGUUGGUUCCGGCUCUCACUGGGACCAGCCAUGUCUCCACAUUCAGAAAGCGACCAACAGGGUUCUGGGUCAAAUUCUUUACGAACUAGGUUGUUUUUGGUUACCAGUUGUCCAUAUCAUUUUUCUCAUUGCCGUCCUAGAGGCUAGAACGGAAUGUGCGGUAUUCGCCAAAUUUGGCCUUGCAUCAGGAUUCCCCAUUUUUUCUUUCUAUUUUUCGUAGUAAAAAACAAAAAUGUGAUCGGUACUAUAGUCA